Molecule: messenger RNA, 1458 nt
Organism: Symbiodinium natans
Lineage: Eukaryota; Dinophyceae; Suessiales; Symbiodiniaceae
Source: the annotation of a GenBank genome assembly
AUGUCCAUCCACACAUGGCUUCCCGCCGCCUUGGCCAGUGCAUCUGCAGUAGCUGACGGCGCUGCGCACAGACCUUUCUGUCCACCGUACACGUUUAGCGAUGAGACAUUGGACAUCCCAAUCCAGUCAACGCACGAUACCGGGCAUUGCUCCCUCGAGGCAUCGCGGAAGCGCUAUGGAACGUUGUUGGAGGAGACGGCCUACCAGAGCAGGACCAUGUGGCGAGCAGCCACGCGCUACUACGCACCUGAGCGGUGGGAGGCAUGGGGCACUCUAUAUGAGACGAUGUCUCACCUGGAAUGCUUCGCAGCCUUCAGGUCUUGUUUUCCCGGCGGCCUUCUGGAGGAAGCAGCGACAGUGGUACCAGUUUGCUGGUCUUUCCAAGAGGAGGUGAAGAAGGUUUUCCGCUUGGAUGCGCACAUGAAGCAGGCAGCAGAGCAGCUUGGAAUGGAGAUCUUGACAAGCGAGGACGACCUUCGCAGACUGAAUCAUCCUUGCUACGAGACCGAACACAUGACCACGUUCAAGGCCCACGACAUUUUGCGGCGCCAGGCCAUCAUACCAGCUUCAAAUCUGUUUGGGGACCAUGCCGGUGGGAACAAGGGCUUGGUUCCCUUUUGGGUUCCGAAGUGGACAUCUCCAGUUUCGCACAGCUUCGAUGUGUGUAACCGCAAAGACUUGCUGAAGUGGUAUGACUCUUUCGAGAAGCCGACAAUCCCCAGCCAGUUGCCAGUGGAGCCUUUAGACUGGCAGCAGUGGGUGGUAAACCUCGGUGCUGGAGACGGCUCCUGUGUGCAAGAUGUCGUGCGGCAAGACAACCUUGCGCGUGGACUCUUUGGCAUGGCAGACCCUGCAAACUGUUUGCUCCGAGAUGGAUAUGGAGGCUUGGUGUUUGAGGGUGACAACAGGCACAUCGAGGAUCUGCACGGUCUUGUGGGAAAUCGCACAGACGUGGAAUUUCAUUUCGGUUUUGUGGAUCCUGGUAUUGCCACGCAGCGGAUCUUGGAUUACCGAGCGCGCCAUGACCACUCAUCACCACAAUGGCUCAAGGUUGACGUGGACAAUUGUGACUGCUGCUUUGUCGAAGACGUGCUUCAAGCUGGUGUCCGACCACUGAUGAUUCAUGUGGAAGUGCACCCACUGGUCCCUCCACCUUUUGUUUACAGGCCGACCUCUUUUGAUCCCAACAUUGGGGACUCGAUGCUCUCGCUGAGUGUCUCGGAAGGGCGUCCUGGACACAUGCUUCACUGCUCGUUGUCUGCCUUCGAGGAGUUGCUGGAUGGAUUCGGGUAUCAUUUGGUCUAUUUCCACUAUCACGAUGCAACCUUUGCACGCCGAGAUGUUGUUCAGGCUCCUAGUUGGAUGACCGAAAAGACCCUGGAGGAUGUGUGGUACGGCCUCUUCUAUUGUCACCCGCUGCGCGCAUGGGACCCGCUCGAAGUCUUGUGCAGGUCUUAG